CAGGAGGGCUAAGUCAAACAUGACGAAUCUGCAGACAGAAUCGACGUGUAAAAGCUGCACGUGUGCAUCACGGAUGCAUCUCUGGCGUGUAGAUCAUCCUGGACGGAAUAUCUAGUCAGUGACUUGAGACUUCGCAGGUACUUGCGCCGUCAGCUUUCGUGCGGGGCUCACAAGGUACCCUGGAAGUACCUCAACUCAACCGUCCCGCCGUCCACCGCCUUCUCGAACCUCCACCUUUUUUCUUCCUUCUGUUCCACUCAAGACAUUUAGUUGAGUUUUCGUGCCAUCAAGCAUAUAUUACUGGCCUCUCUCCCCUGUCUUUCCCCUUCCCUCUUCCGUUUCUCUCUCUGCUUUUUCUUUCCACUCAUCACUAUGCCCCCUGGCCAGAUGCCGAGUCAGGUCGCCGCGAUCUCGGGAUAGAACGGUGGCUGAAAGGCUUUGCGCUCUAGAUUCGCCUUUUCUUUAUGGUUUACCUUUCUGGGUCAUUGUUCUGAACGAGAUCAUUAUCAAUACACUGGAUAUUUUGGAUGUGGGUGCCCUAUGGCCCAGAGCUAUCUCCCUGUUAGGUUGAGUCAAUAGGACUGUCGCUAACCGCGAAUUCUCCGACAGAAACUACCACAGCAUCCUAGACUCCCCUGCAUCGCAUGACUAAAUCCGGUACAAUGGCUGAAUCGCCUGGCAACGAGCGCAAACCGCCAGGUGGCGGAUGGAGGAGAUGGUUCGGAGCUUUAUCCAAUCGAGACUCGGGCGACGCCGAUGCGGAAAACGAAAACUAUAGAUCGAAGUCGACGCUGGGUAUCUUGAGCGAUAAGCAGACUGACGAGGUUCCUGGUACGGCCUUCCACUUGCCGAUAGACAUGCGACUGGUUGUGGUUGCUAACCGAUUUCAUCUCAUCCACAGGAACGGUCCUUCUGCUAUCUUCCAACCGUAACGAGCCGUUAGGUAUGAGACAUCAGCCCCGACGCGCGUCCGCCUCGUCCUUACCCUCUCCGUACCCGCCGUCUCGAUCCUCGUCGGUUCAAUCCAGGCUUGCGCACAAGAAGACGGCCGAUGGACAGAUCGUGUUGAAUCCUCAGCCAGACGACUCCGUCAACGACCCGUUGAACUGGCCGAUGUGGCGACGGGAUGCGGCCUUGGUUUCCUUGGGGUUCUAUUCUCUGAUGGGUGGCGGUAUGACGCCCGUGCUGGCCGCCGGAUUCAACGAAGUCGCUGCGAGCUACAACGUGGAUACUCAGAAGGUGGCCUUCACCACCGGUCUCUACAUGCUGGGACUGGGGGUGGGAUCGGUGAUCAUGUCGCCCACCGCGAUCCUCUACGGAAAGCGCCCCAUCUAUUUACUUGGCGCCACGCUGUUCAUCAUUUCCGCGGUGUGGUGUGCACUGUCGCCGAACUAUCCCAGUCUGGUCGUGGCGCGCGUCUUCCAGGGCAUUGCCGUCAGUCCCGUGGAGUGUCUUCCGUCGGCGACCAUCGCCGAGAUAUAUUUUCUGCAUGAGCGUGCGUACCGCGUCGGCAUCUAUACGCUGCUUCUUCUGGGCGGCAAAAACCUCGUACCGCUGGUGAGUGCCGCCAUUAUCGGAAGUAUGGGGUGGCGCUGGGUGUUCUGGAUCGUGGCGAUCAUCGUCGGGGGCUGUCUCGUGUGCAUCUUCUUCUUCCUGCCGGAGACGUUCUGGGAUCGGACGCCGCGGCCGCGACGCUCCGGAAAACACAGUAACUUGUACAACACCAUGUCUAAUCUUGUUUCGCACGGUCUUCGGGGCCGGUCGACCCACGCGCACCUGCAUGACGAGGACACUGCACCCGAGAAAAGCGCCGACACUGUGGUCCCGAAGAAGUCGAAAAAAGGCCGUGUCGGGUUCGCAGAAGACCACGAGGACGACCGUGAGAUCGAGGCUGAGAAUGAGAAAGACGAAUUCCCAGAGAAUCACCAACAUUCCGCGACCCCCAGCUCGGCCGUUACCGAGCGCCCUACUCCCGAGAACCUGUCCAGCCUGGCGCUGGAAAAACCGGACCACGGACAUGACCUGGAAACCGGCAGACAACCUGGCGUCUCUCCGGCGCGCAGCGAAUCACUCGACCCCAGCGCACCCGCCAACCCAUCCGUGCGCUACACGAACCAACUGCGAGAGAAGCCCCUGAUGCCAUUCCUCCACUACCUGCGACCCUGGCACGGGCGCAUUUCGCAUGACAGCUGGAUUCGCGUCGCCGUGCGGCCCUUCAUCCUCUUCGCGUACCCGGCCGUCCUCUGGUCCGCCGUCGUCUACGCCCUUUCGGUGGGCUGGCUCAUCGUCGUCUCAGAAAGUGUGGCACACAUGUACCAAGGGCGGGCGAACUACAACUUCACCGCUCUCCAGACGGGACUGGUCUAUAUCUCGCCGUUCGUGGGCGGUCUGCUGGGCACAAUCGUCGCCGGGCGGGUGUCCGACGUGAUCGUGAAAUUCAUGACGCGGCGGAACGGCGGUGUGUACGAGCCGGAAUUCCGACUCGUCAUGGCAAUUCCGAUCGCGUUGUCGACAACCAUCGGGUUGAUGGCGUUCGGAUGGAGUGCGGAGGUGAAGGACGCGUGGAUCGUGCCGACGAUAUUCUUCGGGAUGAUCUCGUUCGGGUGCUGUUUGGGCAGCACGACGGCGAUUACGUUCUGCGUGGACAGCUAUCGCCAGUAUGCGGGGGAGGCGCUGGUGACGUUGAACUGGAGCAAGAGUAAGUCGCCCGUCCUAAUAAUGAUGGGACAAAUCGCUAACGACGACGGUAGACGUGUUCCACGGGUUGGUGUUCUCUCUGUUCAUCGUCGACUGGCUGGACGCGCAGGGGUCGCGGACAGUCUUCCUUGCUCUGGGCGGCAUCCAGCUCGGAUGUCUUCUGUUCUCAAUCCCCAUGUAUAUAUAUGGCAAGCGGGCACGGAUGUGGACGGUACGAGUAAAGUUGAUGGAGCGAUUCUGACCGAAUGUAAGACGAUAGACGUCGGAAUAUACAAUGCUAUCUUGGCGAGAACUUGCGAGAUGAUAAGUGAUGAAAUGCAACGGCGUAUAAAAGAAAGCAAUGACCUCGCAGCUAGCACCGUAGACAAUCCAUACACCUACCUAUCUGAAUGCCUAUGAUUAGAAGGACGAGAAUUGAAGCCCUAGAGUCAACACACAUGAGAAUAAAUCAGGCCCAAGUCUAGAUCGCUUAGUCACCGGCCGAGGACCGUUUCCGAUGGAGAUGAUUGCCACACGAUCUUCAUGCAAGGGAAAUCAGCCCAUCCGAGGACCCGCGGACCCCAUUGAU
Molecule: messenger RNA, 3265 nt
Organism: Aspergillus melleus
Lineage: Eukaryota; Fungi; Ascomycota; Eurotiomycetes; Eurotiales; Aspergillaceae
Product: putative MFS transporter
Exons: 1
Coding region: 946-3096 (716 amino acids)
Biological process (GO): transmembrane transport
Molecular function (GO): transmembrane transporter activity
Source: RefSeq, a predicted model, not a curated record